Messenger RNA from Histoplasma mississippiense, 2058 nucleotides. RefSeq lists its product with no specific name. Bases 1 to 2058 code for a protein of 685 amino acids. NCBI's taxonomy places the organism in Eukaryota, Fungi, Ascomycota, Eurotiomycetes, Onygenales, Ajellomycetaceae. The transcript has 9 exons. The record is from RefSeq and is a predicted model, not a curated record.
AUGAACCGAAGUUCGCCAACAUCUGAGGCUCUACUGCUGUUCCCAGCAACGCUUAGCCAAGCUAUUGAAAUCAAUGAAAACCCGGAAACAGAAACAGACUCUGUGCUCGAGAUGUUGCCUUAUUCUAAACUGAAGCAGAAGUGGAGAGAGCAACAACAAAAACGGCAGACCUGGGUUAAUCGAGCCAUCAAGUGCUGCAACUGCGAAGUAACUGGCUCAGCGGUCAACAAAUGCGCAAAUAAUCGAGAGGCCAUGCAAAUAUCGGCUCCAGUUGGGCGAGGCGUAUCUGCUCUUAACAUUCCAAAGGACCCAACUUCCCCCUGUCUACGUUCCGUGGAUUUACAAAGUGGGAUCCACGCUUCCACGGAAUCUCUUGCCAUGACUAUUCUGAUAUCCGUGGUGAUUAAUUAUCGCGUUCUCAAAGUGUCUGAUGAGCUUUGGAAGAGGUUCAACUCCUUGGCUUCGGGUAUUGCUGAUCCGGCCGGAUGUUUGGCGUUGGCUAAUGUAUUUUAUGACUUUCUCGGCCGCAUACACACUCUUAAUGCUGAUUUUUCACGCCGGGACCCAUACAACGCCUCAUUGCUGGCGGGAGAACACGAAGAAUCGAGGGGUACCGUAAUGGCAGCUACAGUCCAUGUCUACCGCAUUCACGAUCCGGAACCCUCCGUGAUUCCUCGCACUUGGCUAUCCCCUCAGUAUGCCUAUGGAGCCCAUGUGUUUCGUUGGAAAGAGUAUUUGUUUAUCACCUCCAACAAGAAGCCGAAUGUCUCCGGAGUUCAAGACAUUUCUUUGAAAGGGCUCAGUGAUGAGCAAGGCUUUCUCCACGCUGCAGCUGCUUCUCGGAAAGCACCUCAAGUUGUUGAACAAGCAUAUCUGGAGAUUAUAAAUAAUGAAGAGCUCGCAGGAGAAUUUACAGCCGUCUGUGACUGUUGCGAUGCAGUGAUGAUCGAGUAUCUGAAAAUCGUGAAGACUGAAUGGUUGAAAUUUGCUGAGGCAUUCGAGUCUGGGCUCCAAUGCCUUCUUCAAACGACUAAGGAGGCAGAAGUAGAAAAGGCCCUAAAGCAGUUGAAGAAUUGUCUGCAUAUUCUCAGAGAUACCAUGGGAAACAUCACUCAUGAACAACAAACGGAGAACAUUCAACACUCCAAGAGCUGGGCGCUCGACUCCCUCCUCUGUCUUCUCGGGGAUUGUCUAGGCAGGAUGGAAAUGAUCAAUUGGGCAUUUGAUAUGGCUAAACCAUCUAAAGAGCCAUAUGACCUGCUCCGUCUUCGGGGUGAUUUGAUGUACAUCAAGGGACGAUACAAGCAGGGGAUAGAGGAACUGGACGAGAACCUGGCCCGUCUGACGGCAAAUGAUGAUGCUGCAACAUCAACCCUGACUGGAAGGUCUACUGUCCAUCAAAGUCUUCUGCAUCUAUGCAUUGUUCUUCUUGAGUCCCAGCCUUCAAUCACAGCCCACCGCCUCAGACGGCAGCUGGAUAUUAUGAACUGGCAGUCAACCAACUGGGAAAAAACCUGCAAUGAAUCCGAUGAUCUUUCUGAUGACAAUUACCUUGAUAUCGCGUUUACUUUAGAGGACCUCGAGGCAUUUGAAGGCAUCAAAUUAACAGGAGAGAUGGUGAAGGAACAGUACACAGCUCUGAUGAGAGAACUGAGAAGGCUCGCUGGUGAUAUAGCGCCUGGUGUACUCAAAAGUGAUGAUUUUUCUCUCACUGCGAACGUGAUCCUAAUCUGCACAGGUAUUGGGGUCCAUGCGGUCGCCCCCCAGCUGGAGGACGAUUUCUAUGCCAGGACGGAUUUUGAGAAUCAUGCUGCAGAGCUCAGCAGAUCGCCACUGUACCAGGAAAAGCGGAUCUCUUCUGAGGGCGCAGCAGACGAACUCGACCGCAUUAUCCUCCCUUUACGACCCAACAGAGACCCGGCUCCGUCCCCUGAAAUCAAAGACAGCGAUGUCUCUCGCCUACCGCUGCCUGAGAGGCGGUUGGGUAAAAGACUGAGUGAUGGCGAUUUAAGCCAACAGAAACGGUCGAAAAUGUCGGAGGCAAGUGAUUUCUGGUGA